Molecule: messenger RNA, 310 nt
Organism: Dimorphilus gyrociliatus
Lineage: Eukaryota; Metazoa; Annelida; Polychaeta; Dinophilidae
Source: the annotation of a GenBank genome assembly
UAUGCACCGUCAAUGUUCUGUUGAGGAUCGCAUACCAUCUCCUCCUCUAUGCCUACAAAAUGGAACUCAGAGAAUGGACAGUCCCAAAUUAGAUGAACCGAUAUCUAAGCUUGUUAAGUUAAAAACGGACAUGAUGCAACUUCGACUGUUGGACAAGGAGAUUCUCGGACGGUUGAUGCAAGCAUACAAUAUUAUAUUACAACUUAAAUCAAAUUCCGUGGGAAAUAAGUCGAUCGAAGAAGUUGACGAAGAGGCCUAUUUGCAGCCUUUAAAAUGUGUUCAUCAGAAUCAUGUUUAUGCAAACAUUUAG